Molecule: messenger RNA, 4065 nt
Organism: Anopheles darlingi
Lineage: Eukaryota; Metazoa; Arthropoda; Insecta; Diptera; Culicidae
Exons: 3
Coding region: 498-2444 (648 amino acids)
Source: RefSeq, a predicted model, not a curated record
GUGUGUGCGUGUGAGAUGCUGCCAGGAAAUUCAAUAACAAAAGUUUCGGCGCGCCCCGCACAGCUGUGAAAAUUAUCUUCCUGCAACCUAGAAUCCGUCCUCCAGCUGCUGGAGUGAUUUGUGAGCUGGUUAGACGCAGUUGUUGUUAUGAUUUUGUCCUAUUUUUCUCAUCCGUGCACUUCCUGGCCAUCGUUUCGUUCGCUGAAACAGGUAUUGCAGACAUGCAGCCGCUGAGUCAUUAGCGACUCCCGCCCGCCCCCCGUGGAACUCCGUGAUGGGCGAUAAUAUUUCACAACACCCACUGGAAGGAAAGGGUUGCGUCACCGGAGUGUGUCUAGAACAACCCUCCAGAACCAAUACUGCAGUCCUUCGAUGCUGUGAGCCGGAAUGGUAGUAACCUGUGUCAAUUAACAAACCGUAACGUGAGCUAAGAGCCGUGUGAUCGCACACUAGGGCGUGAUUUGCAAGAGUCAGUUUUGUAAAACCGAAAACACACGAUGGAUGUUCCAGCAGAGGAGUGGAUCGAGCGGGCAAGUGAGAACAUGAAAAAGUUUCUCAACCGUGGUGGUGCUUGCCGUGGCGAUGAACCACAAACGUUGAGCGGUGUAGCACUGGCGAACACGCUCGGCUAUGCACUUAAUCUGUCCAUGAAGGAUCCAAACACGUGGACCGAUGAUGAGCUGCAACAGGAAUACAUGGAAGAGUUGUGCUUCUACGACGAAGAGUCCCGCAAAACGAUCGAUAAGCUAACGCAGCAGAUGUACCAUCAGGGAUCGGUGGUACCGGAAGAGCCGUGCCACUUGACGAUCCUACCGAUCGAGCUGUACGCCGAAGGGAAGCUGUACGAGGUGGCACUGUUUCGCUACCAGUUUGGUGAUCUGCAAGCAACCGAACCGAAGUACGUGGAUUCGUAUGGUCGGGUGUACGAGAGCUUUCGGGACUUUUUGCGCAAUAAUAAGUACCCGUCGGCGGAGAUGAUGUAUCCGGAGGAGGGCCGGCUAGUGGCGAGUGGUGAGAAGAAAACGGUGAUGUAUGGUGUCGGUCGAACGCCGGCCUGGAAAGCGUACUAUCUGAAGGCACUCGACAUCGCUACAGGAAUCAUCGGAGUGGCCGGUGCAACGGGAGCCAUCUUUCUCUCCGGUGGCAUCGCGACACCGUUCGUAGCGGCUAGCAUCGGUUCGGCACUGUACGCGACCGGACGAUCGAUCGAUGUGCUGCGGGAUAAGAGCGCCCAUCAGGAAUCGUUGAAUCCGUUCCUCGAUUCCGAAUCCCGUACGGCAUGGCUUAGCCUUACCGCACACGUGCUCACCUUCGGUACGAUGCCCCACAUAUCGGCCCUGUCCGGGGUGGCCUCGACAAGCCACAGCAUUGCGACCGGUUUCAAGGUUUGUAAUUUUAUCAACGAAACGGGCAACAUCAUUAGCGAUCUGGUGAUUUGCGAUACACUGUCGGCUAUGCAUUCGAACUUCUACAAUGCAUCGAUCGAAACGCGGCUAGCGCACGCGGCCUCGAUCUGCUUUUGGACGAAAACGAUCAUCAGCAUCCGGCAGGCGGAGCUGAUGAUGAAGAACAAUGCGAUUGUGGCGCUGAAGCUGUUCGGAUUUGAGGACCAUCUGUGCGAGUACUUCAACAAUGAUUCGCGUGCGAUCGACAUCGGGCUGCGGAUUGUGAAACAUUCUCUCGCGGCCAACAAUCUGAUCGCGUCCGAUCCCGCCGAUCACGGUUCGAUACGGAUCGAUGGAUUACGGUUCACCAUUCGUUCCCUGCUGGCACUUGAGCCACCGGAAGUGGAACGUUUGUUCGAUUUCCUACAGGGCAUCGCUACUGCGGCGGAUGAGCAACUUUUCGAUGAAAUUCGCGAGCUGGUUGAAGUACGGAAGGAUGGUGAUAAAGAGCCGGCGGAUGGCCAACUUGCUAGCAUCGUACGCUUGCUGGCCAGUGAAGCGGAUCGGGAUGAACUGUUGCCGGGAACGAUGAUGCAAAUGUUGCUUCAAACGUACGCCUUUGUGCGGCGCUGUGAAAAGUCAUGCGACUGGCAAGGCGGCACCUCAUUCCGCCUAUCACCGAUGGAUGGAAUUCGUGUGGGUCGUGGGCUAUGGAUGGGACUCACCGUCGCUUACAUAGCGUUCGCAUUGAAGCUACCUUCUCCACCAAGUAGCAGCAGUGAAUCGCAGGGCGAUGAUGGUGAUUCUGGGACCACAGCAAGCGAUCGAGAGCGAGAUCGUUUAAUGCGCGUCCUGUUGGAGUUAUCAGCGGAGCAGUGCACUAAGCUAUCGCAAACGAUCCAUGAUAAUCCAGAAUUUCUCGCGAAGCUAACACAACAGCCUCGCGCUGACCAACCAAUGGAAGAGACGGAAGAAUCUCGCGCGAAGGCGACGGAUGAGGACGGGGAGCGAAAGCUGCUCGAUCAGUUGAGGAAGAAUAUUUUAGCUGUGUGUAAUUGAAAUUAGAAGUUGUUAAACGAAAUUGGGUGAAGCGGUAGAAACGCUUGCAAAGCGGCAGUAUACAUCCUAGAACACUUUUUGAAAAUUAGCAAGAAACACAUAUCAUCAUCUGAGUGAAAUUAGAAAAUUCAUACAAUCCCGGACACCUGAACAAGAAGAGAAAUUUAAAAAGUAACUUGAAGAAAACACAAAACUAAGCAAUCAUGCCAGCUUUUGUAGAGAGAACAAACUAUAUCGAUAUACAUAUAUACAUAUAUAUAGAUAUAUAUAGAACGUUUAUAAGUAGAUAAGUAGAAAAGCGAAAGCUGAAAUCAACUAGAGGAAAUGGUAGCAAUAACAAACUAGUUUAAAAUCCACUGGCGAAGCCAGGGAGCAGAAAAAACAAAGAGCGUAACUAAAACAUAUCAUCUUUACAAGCAAUGUGCAUGAUAAGCCAGGUAUAUACAAUUCAAUUUUUAAAAAUAUUUGAAAACACAUAUUUUAUUCCACAAAAAUCGAUUCAACAAAUAAGAGAACAACAUCAAAGGAUGUCAUCAAUACGCACACAUACACACACACACUACGCAGAUGAUACAAAAUGCAUUGAAAACACGUGCUUCCUUGUCGGUCGGUUAAGCGAGUCUCACAUCUAAGCAGCCCCGCAGAAUGGUCUCUUUUCCUAUUCACCAUUAGGUUUUCCAUAUAUUUGUAUGCUAAUCGAGAAUCCAUUUACUAUUACCGGCACCCGGAAAACUACUACCUGAUCUCUAGCGAAACGAUCGCAGCCCAGCUCUUGGAGCGCCCUGGUGCCCUGAAAAGCCCUUUUGUAACACACUUUCUGGAUCUUUACUUUUUUUGCUAUCCUUUUCUACACACGGAUUCCCUUGUGCUUGUUGAGAAUGAGUGGACGACAGAAGAAAAACCUUGUUCCCUAAAUUUAUGAUAUACACCAUUUGAAAAUGAUAGAUUGGAUGAAUUUAAAAAGCAAAACGAAGUACAUGCAAGUGCCGAAAGUAGGGGAGAAGGAGGGUACUACGAGGGGUACUACUACAGAACACACAUAUAUUUAUACAGGAGAUUGUUUGAGUGAGUACUUGUAUGUAGAAGAAAACCCGUUUAAUAGUAUAGCGCGAAGCUUGGUAGUUUUUUAUAUAAAUUGUUAUUAUAAAACGUGAAACGGAAACCGUCGGUGGCGGAAAACGAAAACCACACAUGGCUAAACACCAAACAGUGAAAUAGAACGAAUGUAUAGGAUGUAGAUGAUGAACUUACGUUCAACGUGUUGUAACUUAGCAGUUAUUAUGUAGUAGGGAUAUGAUAUGGUAUAUACUAGCAGUUACUAGCAGCAGCGGCAGCGUUUGGCGGGUAAGGGUUCCUUUCCACUAUAGGCGCAUACACCGCUAAUAACAUAUAGCCCUUAUUAUGUGCGUGCUGUAUGCUUGAACUUAGAAUCAAAGGUCGCAUUAUCUGCCUAUAUCUCGGUUCAUCUACUACACUACACCCUAUCCUUGCUUGCAAAGCAGAACAGAGGGGAACUUGCCAUUUUUUGUUAUGGAUGCAUUCAUCAAACGAAACCCAGUGCUACCACCGUGUUUGGAUCAAAUCGAUCAAACCUCCUCUUCCUACAGCUCGAUGCCCAAAG